GACGUCCACCAUUCUCUCCACCCCACAUCAACCUUCAUUCAGCGAUCAAGUCAUAAUCGCAAGUCAAAAUGGGAAAGGGCAAGCCUAGAGGACUUAACGCUGCGCGCAAGCUGCGCAACAACCGCCGCGAGCAGCGAUGGGCCGAUAACGGUUACAAGAAGCGUGCCCUGGGCACUGCCUUCAAGUCUUCGCCCUUCGGAGGUUCCUCCCACGCCAAGGGCAUCGUCCUCGAGAAGGUCGGUGUCGAGGCCAAGCAGCCCAACUCCGCUAUCCGGAAGUGCGUCCGUGUCCAGUUGAUCAAGAACGGCAAGAAGGUCACUGCUUUCGUCCCCAACGACGGUUGCCUGAACUUCGUGGACGAGAACGACGAGGUGCUCCUGGCUGGUUUCGGUCGCAAGGGCAAGGCCAAGGGUGAUAUUCCCGGUGUGCGAUUCAAGGUCGUCAAGGUUUCCGGUGUCGGUCUGCUGGCUCUGUGGAAGGAGAAGAAGGAGAAGCCUCGCUCUUAGAUGGUGUUACUGCUGCUCCGGGAAUAUCGGAAGUGGCGGGGAGAGGAGGACAAAAAGACAGCAAAGGAAUGCUCUGGGUUUUUUCGGCGUCAAUCAGUGCUUGCUCUCAUCGGCAUCUUCACACACAAAUCAGGCAUGGGGGGUUCUGAUUUCUACUCGGUAGCCAUGAUCGACGAAUAAACAGAUCAUUGCGCCAUGAGCACAGAGAACAAGCGACGUGCGGAUAUACACACACUCCCGAGGCAUUGAGGGGGUAGCGGCGAAACUGCGCCGAGAGGGGGGAGUAAGAGUGGUCGAGGAUCGACCCGUCAAGGGCAAUUCUGUCACAUGCAAUCUUUUGAAUGAGAUGAUACAAGGUUAGAUGAUGGUACAUUUUCGGUUUGCAAGACCGAUGA
Messenger RNA from Cryphonectria parasitica EP155, 901 nucleotides. RefSeq names its product 40S ribosomal protein S23-like protein. The record is from RefSeq and is a predicted model, not a curated record. Lineage: Eukaryota; Fungi; Ascomycota; Sordariomycetes; Diaporthales; Cryphonectriaceae. The coding region runs from base 69 to 506 and encodes 145 amino acids. Gene Ontology annotation, cellular component: cytosolic small ribosomal subunit; ribosome. Gene Ontology annotation, biological process: translation. The transcript has 3 exons. Gene Ontology annotation, molecular function: structural constituent of ribosome.